CAUCGUACUGUUUGCAUUCCUCCUCCCUUCUGUGAGACUGACAGCCCGUUAGCUGCUGCUGCUCGCCGGCAAUGAUACAGCAAACACGGACUCGGCAAGACGUACCGAGAUGGACUUAACGAGCACUUUCCACCGCUUGAAAGACGGAUAUUAUCUAGACACCAUUUUCUGUUGACGACAGACGGGAUUUAAUCCUCAUCGGCCUCAAUAUUUGUUUCGGGGAAAAGGACACUUGCCGUCCGGGAAUGGAAUGGAUGCGACGACUGAUUUCCUGCGACAUAUGCCGGCCAGCUAAGAAGCUUCCACGUUCACUUUGAAGACUGCCGGAGUGCACCUUAUCUGUUCAGGGCCAGACUGUUUGCUUAAUCGUAAAACUAAUGUCAGCAAAAUUGUCGCAGUUUGUGAAAAUGUGCACCAAAUUCUAUAAGACUGUGGCUAAUCGCUAGUGGCGACCCAACACAGCUUUAAGCUAACCAUCGGCUAGCUUAUUUUCGCAUUCUUUGUUUAUUUUGUUUGUCUCACUGAUUUAAUUGUUUUUAUAUUUUUGAAGGUGGGUUAAUACUUAUGUUAAUGAGGGGGAUAGCGCUUAUAAGCUAGCGUUUCAGCGUAACUACAGCCCGGAACGUUGAACUUGGUUUUUAAAGGACAUAAAUCAUCUGACUUCUCACUUAUGGCUCGUUAGUAUCGCGGUACUGCAGCUGACCCAGCUAGCUAGCAUCUCUGUUAGCUAGUAGGUAGCGCAAACAGCCCUCGGCCACUUUUUGGCUUUUGUUAACUCAUUGAAGGUUAAGAUGCACCACCAGGACUUUUCUGGAGACCCGCCUGGUUCCGGGAGCAGGAAAGCUGCGUACCACUACAGGAGAGGAAGCAGCGGUGCGUCUGCAUCCUCCGCAGCCAGUGGUAGUGGAGUCAACACGGUUGACGACAAUCCAACCCAGACAGGAUCCUCGUCUCCCGGACUCCACCACCAGGCCCAGUCCCAAGUGGCCGGUGCUCAGGUGAAGAAGAAAAGUGGCUUCCAGAUAACAAGUGUCACUUCAGCUCAGAUCAAUGUGAGCGGCAACAACAGCUUAGCAGAUGACACUGAGAGCUAUGAUGAUAUGGAUGAGUCACACACGGAAGACCUUUCUUCCUCUGACAUGCUGGAUGUGUCUGUGUCCAGAGCUACAGACACAGGUGUGCCAGAGAGAAGCUCUUCUGAUGAGACACUGAACAGCCUCCAUGGGGUAGACACACCUGGACUUGUGUCUCCGAAUGAGCCUAUUCACCCUCAUCCCAUCCCUCAGGGGUCUCAGCAGCACACCUCUAUGGUAAAUGGGACCAUGCAUCAUCAUUAUUAUCCCCAGCAACACAGCCAGACCCACCACCAUCACUCUGAUAGCUUGGGAGGAGGUGAACCCUCACUGCCGGCUCUUCCCAGUAAUCUGCUGGCUAAUUCCAGUCCAGCUGUGGUUUCCAAACCUGGACCUGGCCAAACCCAGAGGCCACAGAUGUUGGAUAAACCUGCAGGUGGGACAAACCAACCGCUGUCGGUCACUGAACUCCCACAAGGCAGUGUGAACAUUUCUAAUAUGCCUGCUGUUCCUCCUUCUGGGGCUACAGGUUUUGACAACACUAGCGUGAGUGGACAAGCAGUAUCUGUUGGAGGAGGAACAGGUCCGGCUACUGCUGCUCCAAGCGCUCAAACCCAGCACACCCAAACUCAGCCAGCGACUGGCUCUCGUUUUAGAGUGGUCAAAUUAGACACUAACUCUGAGCCGAUCCGCAAAGGAAGAUGGACAUGUACGGAGUAUUAUGAAAAGGAGAUUCCUCAUCCAGCUACUGUUGAGGCUGCUAAAGGUGCAGAGGUGGCUGCAGAGACUGAGGCAGGUAAUGCUGGGAUGAGUCAAGGGAUACCUGCUUUACAGCCACCUCACACGCUACAGUCCUAUCAGCAGCCCAGCCAGGACUUCACCAGUCCUCAAGCCAUGCAGAGUCCACCACAGGGAUCGGCCCAAACCACCACGCCUUUGCCCUAUGUUUCACCGCAGGAAGCCAUUGGUGGGGCUCACUUGCAGAAACCAGGGGCUCCUCUCACUCUCCCUGCAGCAAUACCACAGGCCAGUGCAAGUCAGCCUCCUGUAAUACCCCAGCAGUUGCCAUAUGUUGUAGAUCCCCACCAUGCUCAAGCCCAGGGAGGUUAUCCUGCACCUCAGCUACAUUCUGGGGUCAUGCCCGCAGGAAGUGUCAGACAGCCAGACUUUAUCCAGCCCACAGCUCCUUUCCAGACCCAAGUCCAACCUCCGCUGCCACAUGUUACAACAGGAAUCUCUAUAACUCCAGUUCCAGGGGUGACAGCGCAGCAGCCGGUCAGCAUGACUCAGCAGCUUCCUCAUCAAGGCCAGGCUGCCCCACCUGUCCAGGCAUCAUUUACAAGACAGCCACAGACCCUCCCAGCUCAACCCCAGCCUCACCCACAGCCACAAGUCCAGCCCUCGUCCACUGCCACAGGGAGUCCCUACAUGCCUCUGACGGCUGUCCUUCAACCCCUCCUCACACCGGGCGCUAACUUCACCUCAGUUCCCGGAGGAGGGAGCUCCAAUAAAACUUCCCAGCUUGAAGAUGCCCAGAAACUUCUGCUCCAGCACCAAGGUCUGCUGCGUCUGCCCAGGCUGGGGACUUCAGCAGGUGGAGAAGGAGCCGCAGAAGGUGGCGGUGCUGCUGGAACACUGGCCCACAUGGGCAUGUCAGCCGAGGCCAGUGCCUUCAUGGCCGCGGCUGCAGGCCUGAGGACUCAUCAUGCUGAAGGAGAGGAAGACAGCUCCUCUGGUGCAAGUGUGGUGGCCAUUGACAACAAGAUUGAACAAGCCAUGGACCUGGUGAAGAGCCACCUGAUGUAUGCCGUGCGCGAGGAGGUGGAGGUGCUGAAGGAGCAGAUCAAGGAGCUGAUCGAGCGCAACACGCAGCUGGAGCAGGAGAACAACCUGCUCAAGAACCUGGCCAGCCCUGAGCAGAUGGCUCAGUUCCAGGCACAGGUCCAGACCGGCGGCUCCCCGACCGGCACCGCCCAGCCUCCGGUCCCGGCUGGAACGGCACAAGUCCUCCCCUCCACACAGAACUCCGGCACGUCUGCGUAACCCAGAAGCUGCACACUGGAGGACCCCCACCCCCCACCACCACCAUCUCUGAGGAGGAGCGAUAGGGGGAUGGAAGGAAGCAGGAGAGGAGGAGGAAGAAGGAGUCUUGCCAUACUGUGAACUGACUCUAUGCCACCGUCUCGACUAUCGCACACUUCAACUUAACCGGAGGACGAAAAACAAACUUUCUUUUGUUGCACAUUUAAUUUAACUGAAAGGGUUUGGAAUUGCACCUGUGUGUGUGUGUGUGUGUGUGUCCGCGUCCGCUUUGUCUCCAACUUUUAUUACCUGCUUCAGACAAUCGUCGUUGUCGCGAUGAAGAGGGGAAGGACAGAGCUGACAGGAAGUGUCAGUGGACCCUCACAGCCGCCUCCGCCGCCGCCGCCAUUGUUCAGGGCUACCAAUGAGGGAGAAGCUCAUGUCGGGCCCUGCAUGUUCUCGUCAGUGCCGUCAAAUCCCUCGCGGUGACCUGUGGAAAGUGUGCCAUCGUCUCAGCCCCCCGACUCACCUCAGCCCAGCACUGUCCACGUUACACUCAGCUUCUUUGUUUUAUGGGCGCCCCCCCCCCCUGUGCUGCGGUCUGUGCACUAUUUCCCAGCCAAUAAUGACAAUGGAUGAACAUUAAAGAGUCGAACGACCCAUCUGGAAUGGGAGUCAAAGAGUCCAGCUCACUUUGUCCGCCCCUGAAUCUCCAUCCUCAAAGCACCUGAAGACGACGGGAGUCUUGCUAUUUCUGGGCUUGGGUGGAGGGGGGGGGGGGUUAUAAAGAAUUAUGAAACGCAUAUUGUUCACGUUGAGAACUCUUGAGUUCUUCUAAAGGUUCACGUGGCCGUCCCCACCCUGAACGCACUCCCUCCCCUUUCUUGGAUGGCGCAUUAAACAUUUAUGCAGGGAAUCAAUGUUUGUUUUUUAGGGAGGGUCUAGGAUUUUGUUUUUGUCUAUGAAGUUUUUGCUCUUGUUGAUGUAAUUAAUGUCCUAGUGAUCUGUAAAAAAAAAAAAUAACCGAGAGGCAAAUAAGUAGGACAUGACUGUUUCUAGGUAGUGAACUUUGUACAGAUUAAAAAUUUCCAAUUCAACUCUGCCAAGUGCCUGGUUUCCAACCAUAGAUACAUAUAUAAAAGCUUUUUUUAGUUGUUUUACUCAAUGUGUGUAUAGACAAACAUAUGUAUAUAUAUAUGUAUAUAUAUAUCUAUGGUUUUGCCAGGUUAUGAACUACCUGUGAUGUCAAUACUCAGGGUGGGAACAGAAGAGGAUUAUUUACCUCCACGCUAAGAUGCUGUCUCUCCUGCAGUGACACACGGCCUCGUGCUGUACAUGAACUCUCCUCUGCCGUUGCUUGACUUCAUUCGCUCAAAUCGUCUGGACUGUUUUGCAAUGUGGAGACGUGUGGUUUUUUGUUUUUAAGUGAACGGCGGUGGUGUAAGUUUUCUUUGUCUCUUUUCUUUUUAUUUGUCUUUUUGUACAGCCAAGUGUUUUGAGUUGCUCGUAGUGCAACUGGAGCGCCGAACACAAUAACGAGACACUUGGCAUUGGGGGGGAGGGAAUGAAAAGGAAAAUGCCUAGCACAAGUAUGUUGAUGUUUUGUGCAUGUUCCUCAGCCCAUCACAAAUGUGACGUUACAAUUGCACUAGACAGUUGCACCUCAAAUAAAAAAUGAAAACAAAAAAAAGCAAAAAA
Messenger RNA from Scatophagus argus, 4793 nucleotides. RefSeq lists its product as uncharacterized. Bases 792 to 3116 code for a protein of 774 amino acids. The transcript is spliced from 3 exons. Lineage: Eukaryota; Metazoa; Chordata; Actinopteri; Scatophagidae. Gene Ontology annotation, biological process: regulation of transcription by RNA polymerase II. The record is from RefSeq and is a predicted model, not a curated record.